Messenger RNA from Cutaneotrichosporon cavernicola, 864 nucleotides. RefSeq lists its product as uncharacterized. Bases 1 to 864 code for a protein of 287 amino acids. The record is from RefSeq and is a predicted model, not a curated record. The transcript has 5 exons. NCBI's taxonomy places the organism in Eukaryota, Fungi, Basidiomycota, Tremellomycetes, Trichosporonales, Trichosporonaceae. Gene Ontology annotation, cellular component: mitochondrion.
AUGUUCCGCAUUGCGCUAGCUGGGCCAUCGCGCGUCACGGUCGCGCUGUCCUCGCGCGUCCCAAGUCGGUCUUUGUCCACUUCGUCGGCCCUGGCCUCGGGUCACUCGCGCUGGUCCAAGAUCCGGCAUCGUAAAGGCGCGGCCGACGCGGCGCGCAGCAAGGCAUUCAGCGGAUACAUGACUGCUGUGCAUGUUGCGCUGCGGAAGGGAACAGAUCCGGACCAGAAUUCUGAUCUGGCCAAGGCGCUUGCGGCGGCUAAGGCUGCUGGCGUGCCAAAGGAGAAUGUUGAGCGGGCGUUUGCGCGGGCACGCAAGAUCGCAGACGGAACGGGCAAGGCCGUCACCUUUGAGGCCGUCGCCGCCGGAGGCAAGGUCGCGCUCAUGGUCGAAUGCGUCACGGAUAACCAAUCUCGCACUGCUGGCCGCGUCAAGGAGAUGCUGAGUAAGGGUGGCGCACGCGUCUCACCCGUCGGCUUCAUGUUUGAGCGCAAGGGCGUCGUGCGCGUCAACCCCAUCGAGGGACAGGCGGACGCGACGUUCGACAACCUCUUCGAGGCGGCACUUGAGGGCGGAGCGGAAGAUGUAGCCGAGGUGGAGGGUGAGGAUGGCAUGGUGUGGGAGAUCAUCUCUGGUCCGACUGACCUCGCGUCGCUGACUACACACCUCACCUCUCCGCCACACGACACGUUGUACGAGCUGCAAACGUCCGAGCUUGCAUACCUCGCCAACGACCCUGUGGAGGUUACCGAGGACGGGGAGGGGGCCAGCGUUUCCGAGGCUAAGGUGGAGACGGUCAUGAAGGCCGUCGUGUUGCUGGAGGAGGAGAGCGAUGUUGUUCGCGUCUGGACCAACAUUGACGAAUAG